AUGCGCCGCCCAUCCGCGCACACGCCAACGGCAAGAUGCUCCGCCCCUCGAGGCCUCUGGCUACUGGCUCUCUGUCUCCCCUUCGCGCACCUCACCUCGGCACAGUCGGCAGCAGAUUCCAUUCCAGCACGAUGGGGUCAAGCCUCGGCACUUGUCGGCUCCCUCUUCGUCGUACAAGGCGGUAAGACUCAGGGUACCGGCGGCGGCUUCACAUACAGCUCAGCACCCAGCGAUGCGCAGAUGUACGCUCUCGACCUCUCAACAUCCUUCUCGCUAGCCUCCCCGCCAUGGCAGUCGAUUUCGCUCCAGGACCCAGCCGCAGCUGCACCCGCUGUCUCUUUCCACACCAUCUCGCCCCUCAACUCCACAUCGCUCCUCCUCUUCGGCGGCGAUGGUAGCCCGACUGUCCCCGUCCAGACCAACAACGAUUCCGCCUUCAUCGUCAACAUCGCCGGUCCCGCUUCCAAUCAUACCGUCAGCUACCAGCCCGUCCCCGCAUCCUGGAACCAGCCCAUGCGCAGGAUCUACCACACCAGCGAAGCUAACGGUCGCGGCUCCGUCUGGAUCGUCGGCGGUCAAAAGGCAGACGGCUCCGGCCUCACCCUCGACGAGCGAUGGUCCAUCGACUCCUCUGCCUCGUCACCCGUCUUCGAGCUUGCACCGGCUGCCCCCCCAGGCAGCCUCGUCGGGUCCACGUCCACCUUGCUCAGUGACGGCACGCUUCUCCUCCUCGGCGGUCUCGAUGCGUCGGGCCAGCUUCAGUCCAUGGAGGACAUCUAUUCCUACUCGAGCGCAACGAAUAGAUGGACCCAAACCGCUACCCAGGCUGCUUCCAACGCAACCGACGCCGCGUCGCAGAGGCGCGCACCUGCCUUUCCCGCACCGCGCCGCGAUCACGUCGCCGUCUCUCUCCCCAACCAGCGCAUCUUUAUCCACGGUGGCGCCAGCCAGGAUCUCUCCACUGCCUUCAGUGACGCUUGGAUCCUCGACUGGAGCGUCAACCCGCCCGUAUGGACGCAGCUCGACGCCACCGCAGGACCCGGCGCCCGCUACGGCCAUUCCGCGGUGGCGUAUGGCAGGGAAGUCCUCAUCUCGUUUGGCUGGGCAGGCGGCAAUGCCGCACCCACCGGCGUCCAUGUCUUUGACGCGUCGUCGCUAACCGCUUCCUCCUCGCUCAAGGGAAGCUGGUCCGGCGGAAGCUGGUCCUCCUCCACUUACACACCCGACCCGCAGAUGUCGCGACCCGCCUCCUCCUCGGGGGGCCAGGGAUCCUCGAGCGGAUCCUCAUCCGCGGGCAACGGCUCCAGCUCCAGCUCGGGCGGCAACGCUUCCACCGAUGCUGGCUCUGACUCGGGCGAUGCCGGCACCACCUCGACGUCAGGCAGCUUCCCCUCCGGAAACACGGCGCACGGCGACGGUGACAGCGGCAGCAGCGGCGCUAGCGAUGGUGCCAAGGCUGGUGCAGCCGUCGGCGCACUCCUUGGAGCCGGCCUGGUGGUAGGAGCCGGCUACGCAGCCUACCGCCGUCGUUCGCUCAACAACUACCGCCGUUAUGGCCGAGGCUCGACUGGCGUGCUUGGCUUUGGCGCACGUCGUACCGGUGGGCCCUCGGACGACGACUAUCUGAUGGAGAAAGGCUUCAUUCAGAGCGACUACGAUCGACCCUACCAUCGCACCGACGGCGGCGCGCCACUCACGGGCGGCAUGGCUUAUGGACGCAAGCGCGCUCGUACCGAGGGAUCGCCCUGGACGGCGGGCAACGUGGGGCAUGCGAUGGAGGGAUCUGGACCGCACUUCCGCGAGCGCAUUGCCAUCCUCGCUGGCCGAGGUAAGCGCGAUGCACACGUCGUGCCGCGCGUCGACAUGCUCGCCGACGAGGGCGACGGCAACAGCCUUUUCCGUCCUCUUGCAUCCGCGGAACGUCUGCCAAACUUUGGCGAUGACGACGACGACGAAGAAAACGCGGAGCUGUGGCACGGCCGCCGUAUGCGUGAGCACUCAUAUGUGCACGUUGGCGAUCACGAUCUGUCCAGUGGCGACAUUGGCCAGUUGCAGCACGACGACGAGGCAGAGCACGAAUACUCGCCGUUCGAAGACCGCCCCGAGGAGUCGCGCGCUCUUGGCUUCGCCGCCGCUGCAGCAGGCGCACGUGGGUACGGUCGACUUGCCGAUCGCGAGGUCGAGGAAUACGACGAGUCGCCCCGAUCAGACGACGGGCGGUCGGACAUCGACACGCAAGAGGGCGGCGCAUCGUCGGGACCGUCACUUCAGUCGCACAGCACCGCGAGCCGCAGCGAUGUGCCGAGCUCGUCCAAGUCGUCGGACGCGCUCUCGUCUGGCGGGCUUGUCUCUUUCUCCGACACCAGCCACGGGCGGUACAGCGGGAACAUGAUGAAACGCAGCCCGACGUGGUGGGACCGCUUCAUGGGCUCCUCUCGACCCGAACGCAGUGCAUCGGGUCGCUUCCUAUCCGGGCCGAACGCGGCGAUGCCCAUCCGCGAUCCAGCGCCGCCGCCGGUGAGCGGGCUGCAGGCGAUCCGCGAGUCGCCGCGCUCGCGCGAGGUAUCGGAGCAGAACCCGUUCGCAGACGCAGUUGGGUUGGACGAGCACGGCCGCCGCAUGGGCGAGGUGGGGCACGAGCAGGGGCGCUCGGUCUCGAGUGUGGGGUCGGCACGUACGGGGGCUUCGUCGCACUUUGAGUCGCGCUUGCGCGGGAUGGAUGUGAUCCAGCGCGUGCGCACGGGCAGCAGCCGACGCACGCACUCGACGCGCACGCGCAGCAGCGCCAGCGACGGCGAGAGCGACCAUGCCCUCAGCCGCGCACCGACACUGCUGCGACCACGCAACAUUGCAUCGAGCGACGCAGUCGAUACGGUGGACGAGGAGGAGACGCCGGGCGAGGUGGUGUGGAAGCCUGAGUUGUGGUCCGGAGCCGCACGGCUGCAGGACGUGGAUGAGGAGCACGACACGCCCAACGGGGCCGAGGCGCUGUCGCCCGUGGGGGCGAGGUUGCGGGCGUCCAACGUGUCGGAGACACCGUCGAUCACGCCGCUCACAACGAAGCGCGCAAGGCUCAAUCCGGUCAUGGUGUCGCCGCUCUUCCCGUCGCGUACGCCGCACGCCUCGGCGCCAGCUCUGCCGGCGGCCAACACGGCGAGCGUAAAGGAGCGCGUCAAGGCGUUCGAGUCGCACUCGCCCGCCGACCCGGCACCCUCCGCAUGGAGCGCAAGCCUGUCCAAAGCCCAAGCGCCCUCGACCAGCCCGCAGCGCACCACCUCGCCAUCGCCCACCACCACCUCGCGCACAUCCAAGAGCGUCUACACCACCAUGGUUCCCCGACCCACCCUGUUCGUCGCCAACCCCGACGACUCGCACCCCUAA
This is a messenger RNA of Moesziomyces antarcticus, 3381 nucleotides long. RefSeq lists its product as uncharacterized. Lineage: Eukaryota; Fungi; Basidiomycota; Ustilaginomycetes; Ustilaginales; Ustilaginaceae. Gene Ontology annotation, molecular function: protein binding. The record is from RefSeq and is a predicted model, not a curated record. The transcript has a single exon. The coding region runs from base 1 to 3381 and encodes 1126 amino acids.